Messenger RNA from Coprinopsis cinerea okayama7#130, 2406 nucleotides. RefSeq names its product RNA polymerase II subunit A domain phosphatase. Lineage: Eukaryota; Fungi; Basidiomycota; Agaricomycetes; Agaricales; Psathyrellaceae. Gene Ontology annotation, cellular component: nucleus. Bases 1 to 2406 code for a protein of 801 amino acids. Gene Ontology annotation, molecular function: RNA polymerase II CTD heptapeptide repeat phosphatase activity. The record is from RefSeq and is a predicted model, not a curated record. The transcript is spliced from 8 exons.
AUGCAGUCCGAAGACCCGACAGAACUCUAUCUUCCUCAGUCAUUCCCUUUUCCCAUAAAAAUCGUCUCUCUCGAUAUAAAGCCAACAGAAUGGGUCGAACCCCGCACGCGUUUGCUCAGCUAUUCCUUCGUUUACCUCCCGAGAACACAGGAUGCAAAGCCAGAGACACGCUACGGUACCUGGGAUUGCCCCAUUGAAGGCACACUCAAGACAUGGAAUAUCAAGGUUGGCGACGUGAUUUCCAAGGACAAAGCUCGCGCACAACCAGCCCUGGUCAUCCUAGAGCCAUGUAAACAUAGCACACAGAUCCACGGCCUAUGCGCCAAUUGCGGCAAAGACGUGACAAUUGUCGACUACACCGGUUUCUCCCAUGCAUCCAGAGCUGGUAUUCAGAUGACGCACUCUGCGUUCGGACCUACCGUUUCCUUCGAGGAAGCGCAACGGAUAGAACGCGAGACAGCCGAACACCUCCUCAAGUCCCGUAAACUAUCUCUAAUUGUCGAUCUGGAUCAGACCAUCGUCCAUGCGACAGUCGACCCGACCGUUGGCGAGUGGAUUGCGGAAGGCGAGGCUUGGGAGGCACGGCAGGAAAGGAGGAACAAGGUCAAGACAACCACACCAGACAGCGAUGACUCGGACAGCUCGGACGACUCUGACGAUGAUGAAGACGACGAGUGCAAUCCCAACUGGGAGGCUUUGAAAGACGUCAAGAAAUUCACCCUCGGUCCAGAGUCGUUUAAUGCGCCUUCUGUGAAAGGGAGGUCAAAGGGAAAACAUAGGAUGGUUGAACAAGAGGGAUGCAUGUACUAUAUCAAGCCUCGGCCUGGCUGGAAAGAGUUCCUCGAGAAUGCGGCCAAAAAGUACGAAAUGCACGUCUACACGAUGGGAACCCGCGCGUACGCGCAGGAAGUCUGCGCGGCUAUUGAUCCUGAUGGCAAGCUUUUCGGAAGCCGUCUCUUGAGUAGAGACGAGAGUGGAAGUUUAACGCAGAAGAGCCUUCAGCGGCUAUUCCCUUGCGAUACAUCUAUGGUUGUCAUUAUAGAUGAUCGUGCAGAUGUAUGGGAAUGGAGUCCAAACCUACUCAAGGUCAUACCUUACGACUUCUUCGUUGGUAUCGGCGAUAUCAACUCGACAUUCUUACCGAAACUAGACGCAGCUAGCCUCCCUACCGCUCCGAAAGCCAAAGACAAGGCAACACCUUCACUAGCCUCUAACGGAACGACCGCCAAAGCCGAGACCCCACCCAAUCCUGACGACCUACCCGAGUCCAAACCCGGAGAGGAACCCGAACCCGAACCUGCCCCAAAGGACAUUUUGGUGACACAGAAUAACGCUGCUUUGGAUGCUCAAUUGGAGGAGCGGCCGUUGGCAAAGAAGGAAAAAGAGCUGCAGGAACACGAGGCGGCUGAGGCUUCAUCGUCGUCUUCUGAGAGUUCCGCAUCAUCUGAAUCUCACACAGAGGCCCAACCCCAUCCUCAUCAUCAUCGAAAGGCUCUCCUCAAGAACGACGACACAGAGCUACAGCGUAUCGGAAUGCUCCUUGAUGAAGUGCAUAGCCGCUUUUACAGAGAAUACGACGCUCGCUCCUCGGACAAUGACAAACGGAGACCGUCCUUCGGCUCUAAGCAUAAACCAUACGACGUUACGCUCGGGACGGUCAAAGUCGACAUGGCUCGCAAACGCGGAGGAAUCCUAGUUGUCUCACAAGGGUGGUUAGCCGACUCGAUCGCGCAGUGGCGACGCAUGGACGAGAAACCGUAUUUAUUAGACGACCCUUCCUUUCCGGUGCUCGAUCUACCAGCGACAGAGACAACAACCCACGACACACCGACAGCUGACGACGAUAUGUUUGGAAUCUCGGACACGAUGACAACGGGUGCGCCGUUGAUCGAUCUUUCAGCCUCGGAUUGGGCGGAUUUGAAUGACGAAGUUGAGGCUGCUAUGAAUGAGAGUGAUGAUGGGGACGACGAUGAGGACGGGAUGAUGGAUGGGUAUAGGAGCGAGAAUGCGUCUGAGGCGGACGAGUGGGAAGCAGUAGGCGAUGAUGCUAGUGUUAAGAGUGCGGGGAGCUCGCCGGGAGGGUUGAAGCGGAAACGGCUACGGAGUACAACGCCUUCGGAGACCGGCGGUGCUGACGAAGCAGACCUUCUACGGUCCCCUCUAGCGAAGCGGAAGAAGAUUGCGCUGGAGCGCACGGGGCUGUCGCGGCUGAAGGAGGGGAUUACGGCUACUGACCUCGAUGGGCAGAGUAAUGGUGAUAGCCCUGGGAGCCCUAUGGACGAACAAGGGGAGGGGCUCGAGGAGGAGGACGAAGAGGAGGAGGACGAUGAAGAAGAAGGGGAAGACGACGCUUUUGAUGACGAUGAUGAUUUCCUUGCUCGGGAACUUGAAAGCGAGUUGAGCUAA